UCUCUCGCCUACCCAGCCAACCCUCGCCAAACCCAUAUUUUCUUUUAGCACCAUUUCCUAGUGUACUCGUGUGCCUUGAAAAUUUUAAGAUUAUUUCUCCUUGUCCUCCAUCUCUAGCUGCUCUCUACAUAUUUGUUUUUUCCCCUUCCCUCAAAGCUCUUUCUCUUUCUCUCUCUGUACUCUCUGCCAUGGCAUCAUCUGGCUCUGCCACUGCCACUGGCUCCCCUUGUGGUGCAUGCAAGUUUCUGAGACGAAAAUGCGCCUCUGACUGUAUUUUUGCGCCUUAUUUUUGUUCGGAACAAGGCCCUGCAAGGUUUGCAGCCAUUCAUAAAGUUUUUGGUGCUAGCAAUGUGUCCAAGUUAUUGUUGCAUAUCCCAGCUCAUGAUCGUUGUGAGGCGGUUGUCACCAUUGCUUAUGAGGCUCAAGCAAGGAUUAGAGAUCCUGUUUAUGGUUGCGUUGCUCAUAUUUUCGCCUUGCAACAACAGGUGGCAUGCUUGCAAGCUCAAUUAAUGCAAGUCAAAGCUCAACUGGCUCAAAAUGCUAUGAAUUCACAUAACAUAGAGAGUCAGUGGCAAGGAAACCUUUCUGGGCUGCCUUCCAUUCCAACUUAUCCAAGCUACAUGAAUCCAAUCUCCCCACAAAGCUCACUUGAGUCAGUUGAACUCAACAGUGCCGAUAGCAUGAAUAUGCAAGAAAUACAAAGCAGAGACGAGUUUUCUUUCCAGGGUUAUCCUAAGAAGAGACCAUGUAACAGUGAUCUGGGUGAGCUUCAAGCACUUGCCCUUAGAAUGAUGAGGAACUGAACUGAAGCAUCCUUUUUCUUUUUUCCUCUAUGGAGUAUGGUCCUGCUUCUGUUCUGAUGGUGAUCUUUUUCCAAAAGAAUGAUGUAUAUACCGAGCUUGUUCCCAAAAAGAAAACUUAGUAUAACUUUGAUCAUCAGCCUAAUGUUGGCAUGUUCCUUUUUGUUCAACCAAAAUUUUUAUUACAACUUGGAAUUCAGCUCUAUCUUCUGUGCACUCAUUCACUCAUAGCUGGUGCAAUA
Messenger RNA from Theobroma cacao (cacao), 1042 nucleotides. It is a transcript of the gene LBD16, whose product is annotated as lateral organ boundaries-domain 16. Gene Ontology annotation, cellular component: nucleus. Lineage: Eukaryota; Viridiplantae; Streptophyta; Magnoliopsida; Malvales; Malvaceae. Gene Ontology annotation, biological process: hormone-mediated signaling pathway; positive regulation of DNA-templated transcription. The record is from RefSeq and is a predicted model, not a curated record.